UUCUUUGGCUACUUUUUCUGCACCUUGAAAUGCACACAGGACACACCUGGGUGGGCAGUAACUUCCUCAUGACAGGACCAAAGGCCUAUCUGACCUAUGCAAAAAGCGUGCAGGUGGGCACCCAGAGCGGCAUCGAGGAAUGUAAACACCAGUUUGCUUUGGACAGGUGGAACUGUCCUGACAGCGCAACCCAACCCAAAGGACUCAAAAGAGCCACCAGAGAAACCUCUUUCGUCCAUGCCAUCAGUGCUGCUGGGGUCAUGUUCACUCUGACCAGGAACUGCAGUUUGGGAGACCUGGAAAACUGUGGCUGUGAUGUUUCCAACAAUGGGAAAAUUGGAGGCCGCGGCUGGUUAUGGGGGGGCUGCAGCGACAACCUGGAUUUUGGGGAAAGGAUUUCCAAACAGUAUGUGGACGCGCAGGAGACGGGACAGGACUCAAGAGCUGCUGUUAAUCUGCACAACAACGAUGCAGGACGCCUAGCAGUGAAGGCCACAGUGAAACGCAUCUGCAGGUGCCACGGCAUGUCCGAGAGCUGCAGCCUGCAGACGUGCUGGACGCAGCUGUCUGAUUUUAGAGAGGUCGGUAAUUACUUAAAGAUCAAAUACAAUCAGGCUCAGAAGCUGGACAUCGACAAGAAGCGCGUGAGGGCCGGAAACAGCGCGGACAGCCGCGGCGCCAUCCUGGACGCGUUUGGAAACGUAGCCCAGACGGAGCUCAUCUACCUGGAGGACUCGCCCGAUUACUGCAGGAGGAACGCCAGCUUAGGGCUCCAGGGCACCGAGGGCAGGGAGUGUCUGCAACCAGGAGCGGGGCUGAGCCAGUGGGAGCGCAGGAGCUGCCGCAGGCUGUGCCAUGAAUGCGGCCUGAGAGUGGAGGAAAUGCGCACCGAGGUGGUGAGCAGCUGCAACUGCAAGUUCCACUGGUGCUGCAGAGUCAACUGCGAGGACUGCUCCCAGGUUAUAGUCAAGCAUGUCUGUGCAAAGAAGGAAUCCGGGGAAGGCUUUGCUUCCAGGCGGAGACACCGUGGAUCCACAUGA
Cyprinodon variegatus (sheepshead minnow) is the source of this 1040-nucleotide messenger RNA. Its product is annotated as protein Wnt-8-like. Bases 30 to 1040 code for a protein of 336 amino acids. Gene Ontology annotation, molecular function: cytokine activity; frizzled binding. Gene Ontology annotation, biological process: cell fate commitment; canonical Wnt signaling pathway; multicellular organism development. The transcript is spliced from 6 exons. The record is from RefSeq and is a predicted model, not a curated record. Lineage: Eukaryota; Metazoa; Chordata; Actinopteri; Cyprinodontiformes; Cyprinodontidae. Gene Ontology annotation, cellular component: extracellular region.